GGUAGUGUCCGUGUGAGUCAUCCACAAUGAUUUCCCUGGUGCUUGUCUUGUUCUCGAGUUUUCUCUGCCAUGUUGCAACUGCAGGCCGGACCUGUCCCAAACCAGAUGAUUUACCAUUUGCUAUAGUUGUUCCAUUAAAAGCAUCCUAUGACCCAGGGGAGGAGAUAAUGUAUUCUUGCCAGCCGGGCUACACGUCCCGGGGUGGGAUAAGGCGGUUUAUAUGCCCUCUCACGGGAAUUUGGCCAGUCAACACCUUGAUGUGUAAACCCAGAGUGUGUCCUUUCGCUGGAAUCUUAGAAAAUGGAGCUGUACGCUACACAACUUUUGAAUAUCCCAACACCAUCAGUUUUUCUUGUAACACCGGGUUUUAUCUGAGUGGACCUAGUUCUGCUAAAUGCACUGAGGAGGGAAAAUGGAGUGUUGAGCUUCCUGUCUGUGCUCCUGUAAUCUGCCCUCCACCAGCCAUACCUAAGUUUGCAACACUUAGUGUUUAUAAGCCAUCGAUUGGAAACAACUCCAUCUCGGGAAACAAGGCCGUCUUUGAGUGCUUGCCACACUACGCCAUGUUUGGAAAUGAUACCGUUACCUGCACAGCACACGGAAAUUGGACUACAUUACCAGAAUGCAGAGAAGUAAAAUGCCCAUUCCCAUCAAGACCAGACAAUGGGUUUGUGAACCAUCCUGCAAAAGAAACACUUUAUUACAAGGAUAAAGCCACAUAUGGCUGCCAUGACUCGUACGUCUUGGAUGGCCCACAAGAAGUAGAAUGUAACAAAUUUGGAAACUGGUCAGCACAACCAAGUUGUAAAGCCUCUUGUAAAUUAUCUGUUAAAAAAGCCACUGUACUAUACGAAGGAGAGAGAGUAAAGCUUCAAGAAAAAUUUAAGGAUGGAAUGCCACAUGGUGUAAAGGUUUCUUUCUUCUGCAAAAAUAAAGAAAAGAAAUGUAGCUACACAGAAGAUGCUCAGUGCAUAGAUGGCACCAUUGAGAUCCCCAAAUGCUUCAAGGAACACAGCUCUCUGGCUUUCUGGAAAACUGAUGCAUCAGAUGUGAAGCCAUGCUAAACUGGUUUACAGAGUCAAAAUGAAAUGCUACACUUAACAUCGGUGUUUGUCCUAGGAACAUAACAGAAGUAGGAAAAUAAAGUGACUGAAUUGAUUGCCUCUGUCA
Hyaena hyaena (striped hyena) is the source of this 1170-nucleotide messenger RNA. RefSeq names its product apolipoprotein H (gene APOH). Bases 27 to 1064 code for a protein of 345 amino acids. The transcript is spliced from 8 exons. NCBI's taxonomy places the organism in Eukaryota, Metazoa, Chordata, Mammalia, Carnivora, Hyaenidae. The record is from RefSeq and is a predicted model, not a curated record.